This is a messenger RNA of Anopheles coustani, 3742 nucleotides long. Its product is annotated as CDK5 and ABL1 enzyme substrate 1. Lineage: Eukaryota; Metazoa; Arthropoda; Insecta; Diptera; Culicidae. The record is from RefSeq and is a predicted model, not a curated record. The transcript has 6 exons. The coding region runs from base 936 to 2894 and encodes 652 amino acids. Gene Ontology annotation, biological process: regulation of cell cycle.
GAAAAAUCUGUAGCUAUAUUGUGCUGUACAGUGUCGUGUCUUUCUAUUGGAAGCAAAUUCAUGCUACGGACUAGCGGGCAACGCCUCGGCCACCGUCAUCCACCGUCUAGAAGAGCCGUCUGUUUUGUGGUGCUCCUCGAGCUUCUAAUUGUCCAUCCAAAUUGGAUCGUCUCUGAUGCUCGCAGACACUCCGUGACAAUCUGGCAGUCCCUUUAAAUCUGCCGUCACCUCGUAUCAGCUACUUUAUUCAUAUCGGAUACAUUUUUGCGACCGACGAGUGAGCCUGCGCCAUCGUCAGACAGCACAACGGUUCACGGAGCUCGCAAUCACGAAAAGAAGUUCAACAGCGAAAGGUUUUCCUCGCCAUUUCUGAGCAAAAACAACUACAACCGCCAAAAAGUGUGUGCUGGAUAAAAAAGAAACUGCGUCGCACGCAAAGCAUCCACAACCGAGGAACAACCGUUAGAGCGAGUUCAGCCGCACUCGGAAGCGGCAGAAACGAAGACGACGUAAAGCCGCAACAGCAACAUAUCCAUAGUUUAAAAGGACGCAAGCGAAAACCCACCAAAUUGCUUCAAAAUGAUUCCUAGUAAAACGAACUGAUACACGGCUGCUUGCAGCUCGUUGGGCGCGUGUGUGUUGUGUGUGUUGAGAAAAUUGGUGCAAAAGCCAUCGCGGAAAGGGGAGAAGUAGGCGGCGUGGAGUGUUUUGGGUUGUGUUUUGUUUUGGUUAUUCGUACCGUGGAUUUUUUUCUGUUUUCGUUCGGUCUUGAGUUUUGCCGAUAGAUUCGCGGUCGAAUUCCGGUUCGUUCCAGUUUCACCGGGUGAACGUCGCUUUCUAACGCGCUCAUCGCCACCCAAGAGCGUCGGUUCAAGGGAAAGGGGAAGAGAAACCACGACCCAACGAGGCAAACCAAACAACCCGGCACUCGAUACAUGGCUAGUUCUAUGAACAGCAAGAAUCGCAUUCGUCGUCGACUGGCUGCGAUCUCGUUUCUGUCCAACAUCUCGCUGGACGGCACACACCGCGACACGAAGCUUGGCCCGCUGCACGGAGCAGGCGGAGGAGCGGCAUCGUCACUGAACGGACGGGCAACUGGCGGAGGCAGCCAUACCAGCGCUGCCCUGGUACUGAACAACAAUGAGGAUGAGCACGGCGACGGCGCGGCUCAGUACGGGGAGUCGGGAGAGGACGGCCUGGACGGGCCCGGGAUACGGGCCGCGGGGGUCCGCAAUGGCGAUGGCUGGCAGGCGGGGCCAAACGGCGAUGCUGCGGCCGGCCUGAGCGGUGGUGCCGGGGUACCACUGGACGGGACGCAACCACACGGGCGGGCCCGGGCCAGAACCGGAACAUUCAGCAAGAGCCCCGAGCGCUAUGCCGGGAAGCGCAUCGACAGCGAGGGCAACAUGUUGCCACCGGGUGGUGCCAACGGCUCGGCCAAGGGCACACCACUGAAGGAUCGUGAAAACUGGAAUCCAAACGAUGGACGAAUGGUGCACACGGCAGACAAGCGCCUGCGGGCGAACUCCGUGACGCAGCGUCCGACCGGGGCCAAGCGAUCGCUGCUGAUGAACACCAGUGCCGGCGCGAUCGUGGGCGGCAGCAGCAACGGCGGAUCCGGGUCGGGCGAUGGCCGCUCGGAUAGUGCUGGGUGGCACGGGACAGCAAACAGCAGCACCGAGAGCCUGGCGGCGGGUCGGGUCGCCCGCGGUGUCUACAUUAACGAGCACGGCGUCGCCAUGGCCGGUGGGCAGCGCGAGGUACGCUUCUACAGUGGCAGCAGCAUGGACGGGAAGAGCGGUCGACCGGCGAACGGUUUCCAGGAGGAUCGAAUCGUGCUCCUGUCGAAGAAGGCCCCUUGCCACAUUUUCUCCGUGCUGCCGUACUGCAAGGGAAAGGCAUCGCGGGCGGAUAUGCGCCGCGAACGUCGCCGCCAUCCGUCCGGGGCGCGACCCCUUUCCUCGAUCAAUGACGCACCGUUCGACGCGUUUCGGCUGCUGGGGAUCGAGCGUGGAGGCGAGGCCGGCCAGGAGGUAUCGUACGGGUAUCUGCUGAUCCCGUCGCGCAGCUACCACAAGGAGAAGAAGCACGCAAACACCGAGACGAAGGCCAUCAAGAGUGCGUUCGAGAUCCCGAACUUUGCCUCGCUGGAAAACCAUGCCGCCGCGCGCUACUAUGACACGCUUAAUCGCAACAGUGCGGCCAGUCCGGGUGGUGGAGGUGGUGCUGGUGGUGCGGGAGCAAGUGGUGCCGGAGCAGCUGGCGCAGGGAUUGGUGUCAGUGUGGGCAGUGGACCUCCAUCGGCAUUGCUCGACAUGUCCAAGGAGUACGAAGAUGGAUACACUUCCAUUUCCGGGAUACAAUACUCGGCCAACAUCCUGGACGAUCCGGAGCUGAUCGCGGGUAAACAUCGGACGCUGCUGACAUUCACGUCCUACGUGACCUCGGUCAUCGACUACGUGCGUCCGUCGGAGCUGAAGAAGGAGCUGAACGAUCAGUUCCGUGAGCGAUUCCCGCAGAUUCAGCUAACGCUAAGCAAACUCCGCAGCAUCAAGCGCGAGAUGAAGCGCAUCAACAAGUUGGAUGGCCGGAUCGAUUUCCUCACCAUCUCGCAGGCGUACGUGUACUUCGAGAAGCUGAUUCUGUCGAAGCUGGUCAACAAGGAGAAUCGCAAGCUGUGCGCCGGCGCUUGUCUUCUGCUGAGCGCCAAAUUGAACGACAUCAAGGGCGAGGCGCUCAAGAGUUUGAUCGAGAAAACGGAAAGCGUUUUCCGCCUGAACCGCAAGGAGCUUAUCGCGUCCGAGUUUGCCGUGCUGGUGGCGCUCGAAUUUAGCCUGCACGUGUCGACCAGCGAAAUCCAUCCGCACUACCAGCGCCUCAUCUACGAAUCCUAACUAAAGGCGACCGGUGGUGCCGGUGGGAGCAGAUGGCGCAGACGAACCGGUAGCAGCAAUCCAACGCGCGGCGAAUCGUGGCAUGGUGGCGGAUGGCGAAAGUAGUCGACGAAAUCGAGAAGCAAAACCACGCCAUCCUGGGUGUCGUGGGGAAUGGUUCGCUCGAGAAUGGCAUUUAAUUUGCAAAGUUAAAAGUUUAUAAUGCUAAAGGGACGUUUAUUUUGUGAAGUGGAAAUGUACUUGCGCCAGACGGUGCUUGUAAACGUAACUGUCGGUGUGCGAUCGAGACUACAUUCAUCAGGAAGAGAAAAGUAGACUAGACUAAUGAAGGAAAAAAAACAGUUUAUAACUAGAAUAUCAAGUCGUUUACCACCCUUUUUACCACAGUAAUAGGAACAAGCUUAACACAGUAAAGAAGAAACUUAUGUACAUUACCAGCAACCUUCCUCGCAGUGGGAAGGAGUCACAUUUACAACCGUUGUAAGAAAACGCUACCGGGACGGUUCAGGGACUAGCACUGACUGGGAAGCACUCACUGUACUUACAGGCACGUUUAUCGAUGUACUCAUCUCCGGUUCCUUCCGGACGUUUGCUGUGAACUCUUUUACCUCUUUUUUUGUUUUAAUUUUGUGAACCCGAUUGAGUUGAUUCGUUUUGAACGUUUUAUUUCGUUAUGAACACCCCCAUCCAAAAGAACGACCUUUAAAAGGACUCGCUAAGUUUUUCAUCCUUUGUUGCCAAUAAGCCAGCGCUACCUUCCUCGGCUGCGAGUCGGAAAAUAAAUCAGUUUAUAAAACUGCUAUUACUAUAUUAUACUCGCUCAAGUACUUCAUGGGGUGGUUGAAGAG